Cladocopium goreaui is the source of this 330-nucleotide messenger RNA. Lineage: Eukaryota; Dinophyceae; Suessiales; Symbiodiniaceae. The record is from the annotation of a GenBank genome assembly.
AUGCUUAGCAGUUUCAUCAAACCCAUCAUGGAAGAUUGGUGGAAGUCUAAGACAAAGUUGUUCUUUGGAUUGAAAUUGCUGAAGAUGUGGAACUCUCAUCUUCCUCCACUGCGGUGCAAGUCACAGACUGGACAGAUGGUUUCUCCCCUGUCCAGCUUCCAUUUGGUCCUUUUGUGCAUGGCAGCAGCUCCUGAUUGGCAAUCGGAGAUGACUCUUCAAGACACCUGUCAUUUGGCGGCCCUGUGUGUUCCUGCUUCACUUUGUGCAGUCGCAUUGGAUGAAUCCACAAAUGGUACCAGAAGAUGUACCAACCGCUGGGGAACACGUUAA